Scleropages formosus (Asian bonytongue) is the source of this 3752-nucleotide messenger RNA. RefSeq names its product myosin binding protein C3 (gene mybpc3). NCBI's taxonomy places the organism in Eukaryota, Metazoa, Chordata, Actinopteri, Osteoglossiformes, Osteoglossidae. The record is from RefSeq and is a predicted model, not a curated record. The transcript is spliced from 31 exons. Gene Ontology annotation, biological process: ventricular cardiac muscle tissue morphogenesis; sarcomere organization. Gene Ontology annotation, cellular component: M band. Gene Ontology annotation, molecular function: myosin heavy chain binding. Bases 1 to 3744 code for a protein of 1247 amino acids.
AUGCCGGAACCAGUCAAAAAAGCGCUUUCAGCCUUCACCAAGAAGCCAAAAAGCGCAGAGGCUACAGUUGGAGGUUCAAGCAUGUUCGAGGCAGUGACCGACAAGCCCGAAACUAAGGUGAAGUGGCAGCGUGACUCGAUAGACAUUGUUGCCAGUGAGAAGUAUGUCAUCAGCGCUGAAGGGAGAAAUCACUCACUCACCAUUAGAAACAUCUCCAAGGAGGAUGAUGUGGUCUACGCUGUGAUUGCAGGCACUUCCAAGGUCAAAUUUGAACUGAAGGUGAACACAGUAGAAGAGAAAAUCAAGGACGGCACAAAUAUCGCUUCAGCACUAGCUGAAGCUCCAACUCUGACUGAAGCUCCUUCGUCCAGCUCCACCCCUGCUGAUGCUGCAGCUCAGCAUGAAGCACAUGUUCCUGAGGAUUGUGCGGGACAAGAAGGUUUUCCUGAGAGCCAACAUCCAGACACACGUCAGGACCUGACGGGGCUCUUCUUGGAGAAACCCCAAAGCUCUGAAGUCACUCAGGGUGAGAAUAUAACCUUUGUGGCCAAGGUGGGCUCAGCAAACUUGUUGAAGAAGCCCACAGUCCGCUGGUUCAAGGGGAAGUGGAUGGAUUUGGCCAGCAAGGCAGGAAAGCACCUUCAGUUGAAAGAGCUGUAUGAUCGCAACUCAAAGGUGUACACUUUUGAGAUGCACAUCAUUGGAGCCAAGGCCAACUUUGCUGGUGGGUACCGGUGCGAGGUGUCCUCCAAGGACAAAUUCGACAGCUGCAACUUUGACCUCAUGGUUCAUGAGGCACGAACUUUGGGAGAUUUAGAUAUCCGUACAGCUUUCAGACGCACGAGCACUGAUGGAGGACAGGAAGCAGGAGAACUGGACUUCAGUGCUUUGCUGAAGAAGAGAGACAGUUUUUUAAAAGCAACAAAUCGCACCGUGCACAUGAACACAGAGCCUGAUGUGGACGUCUGGGAAAUUCUUCAGAAAGCGUCGCCUUCGGAGUACGAGAAGAUUGCCUUUCAGUAUGGAAUCACGGACCUCCGUGGCAUGCUGAAGAGGCUGAAAAAGAUGAAGAAGGAGGAGAAAAAGAGUGAUGUGUUCCUAAAGAAGUUGGACCCUGCCUACCAGGUGGAGAAAGGCCACAAGAUCAAACUUGCAGUGGAAGUGGCCAACCCGAGUGCUGAGGUGAAGUGGUUGAAGAAUGGACAGGAAAUCCAGCUAACUGGAAGCAAGUAUAUUUUUGAGAACGUGGGCAACAAGCGGUUCCUCACCAUCAACCAUUGCUCGCUGGCCGACGAUGCCGCCUACAGCUGUGUGAUUGGAGAUGAGAAGUGUUUCACUGAACUUUUUGUCAAAGAGCCACCAGUGCUGAUCACUCGCAACCUGGAGGACCAGAUGGUGAUGAAGGGCGAGCGAGUGGAGUUUGAGUGCGAGGUGUCUGAGGAGGGUGCUCAUGUCAAGUGGGAGAAGGAUGGAGUCGAGCUGACGAGGGAAGAAGCCUUGAAAUAUCGUUUCAAGAAGGAUGGAAAGAAGCAUGUGUUGAUCAUUAAUGAUGUCACCAAAGAAGACUGUGGCCACUACAGGGUUAAAACCAAUGGGGGGGAAUCGGUGGCAGAACUCAUGGUACAAGAGAAACAGCUUGAGGUGUAUCAGAGCAUUGCCGACCUGACCGUGAAGGCCAAAGAGGAGGCUGUCUUCAAGUGUGAGGUUUCAGAUGAGAAGGUGAAAGGAAUCUGGUACAAAAAUGGCAUGGAGGUGAAGUCUGACGCAAGAAUUCACAUUACACACAUCGGCAGGAUACACAAGCUGACCAUUGAAGAUGUGAAGCCUGAAGAUGAGGGAGACUACACUUUUGUUCCUGAGGGAUAUGCCUUUAACCUCUCUGCCAAACUUAGCUUCCUUGAGGUCAAGAUUGACUAUGUUCCACGACAAGAUCCACCGAAAAUCCAUCUGGACUGUAUUGGGAAUACAGCCGAGUCAACCAUUGUGGUGGUGGCUGGGAACAAGCUGCGACUCGAUGUGCCCAUCACGGGUGACCCUGCGCCCACUGUGGUGUGGACCAAGUCCGAGAAGGUUAUCUCCAACGCAGAAGGUCGAGUCCACGUGGAGAGCACCAACGGCCACUGCAUCUUCACCAUUGAAGGGGCGGAGCGACAGGACGAGGGUGUGUACACGGUGAUCGUGCGAAACCCAGCGGGAGAGGACAAUGCCGACAUCACUGUCAAGGUUGUGGAUGUGCCAGACGCCCCCCAGACCCCGAGAAUCUUGAGUGUUGGAGAGGACUCCUGCAUAGUGCAGUGGGACCCCCCACUGUUUGAUGGAGGCAUGCCUGUUCUGGGUUAUGUCCUUGAGAGAAAGAAGACAAGAAGCUACAGGUGGAUGAGGCUGAAUUUUGACCCAUACAAGGAACUGACUUACGAGGCAAAGCGAAUGAUUGAGGGCGUGGCCUAUGAAAUGCGUGUCUAUGCAGUAAAUGCCAUUGGCAUGUCUCGUCACAGUCCUGCCUCCCAGCCCUUUGUGCCAGUUGCCCCGACCAGUGCUCCCAUUGGCCUGUGCAUAGACGACAUCAGUGACACAUCCAUCACUCUGAAGUGGAGAACUCCAGAACGUCUAGGUGCAGCAGAACUAGAAGGAUAUGGGGUUGAAUACUGCAAAGAAGGAACGGACGAGUGGGUGCCAGCCUUCCAGGGGCUGACAGAUCGCACAUCAGUGCUCAUUAGGGACUUGCCUACAGGCGAGAAGAUGCAAUUCCGUGUUCUGGCAUACAACAUGGCAGGCGCCAGCCCGCCCGCCACCCUGGGCCAGCCUGUCACCAUACGGGAGAUUAUGCAACGCCCCAAAAUUUGGCUUCCUCGAAACCUUCGCCAGACUCUGAUCAAAAAAGUUGGAGAAUCGGUGAACCUAGUGAUUCCUUUCCAGGGAAAACCUCGACCAAAGGUCACCUGGAUAAAGGAAGGCGAACCUCUGGACCCCAAGCAUGUCAACAUACGGAACAGCGACACGGACACCAUCCUGUUUAUCCGCAAGGCAGAGCGUAAGGACUCCAGCAAGUAUGAAGUGCAGGUGCAAAUUGAAAAUGUGGAGGACAAGGCCAACAUCAACAUCCAGAUUGUUGACUUACCUAGCCCACCUCAGAACCUUAAAAUCAUGGAUGUGUGGGGCUUUAACGUGGCUCUGGAAUGGAAACCUCCUAAAGACGAUGGGAACUGUGACAUCACAGGCUACACGAUCCAGAAAGCGGAUAAAAAAACUAUGGAGUGGUUCACUAUGUACGAACAGUUCCGACGCACUACCUGCGUUGUGUCAGACCUUGUCAUGGGUAAUGAGUAUGUUUUUCGCAUCUACGCCGGCAACAUGGUGGGUCUGAGUCAAGAGGCCUGCUUCUCUAAGGACAGCGCCUUCAUCCCAAAAACAGGUAUGGUGUACAAACCACCCGUUUACAAAGCACACAACUUCUCAGAAGCCCCCAAGUUCACACAUGCAUUGGUGAGCCGAUCGGUGAUUGCAGGAUACAAUGCCACGUUGAGCUGCUCUGUGCGUGGCAUCCCAAAGCCCAAAAUCACCUGGUACAAGAAUAAAAUGGACAUAUCAAAUGAGGCCAAGUACCGGAUGUUCAGCAAGCAGGGUGUCCUGACCCUGGAGAUCCGCAAACCUUGCCCCUUCGAUGGGGGGGUGUACACCUGCAAGGCGGUCAAUGAAUACGGCGAAGAUUCAGUGGAGUGCAAGCUGGAAGUACGACGUAAGUAGCCCCUCAU